This is a messenger RNA of Pangasianodon hypophthalmus (striped catfish), 1564 nucleotides long. RefSeq names its product small nuclear ribonucleoprotein 35 (U11/U12) (gene snrnp35). The record is from RefSeq and is a predicted model, not a curated record. The transcript has 2 exons. Lineage: Eukaryota; Metazoa; Chordata; Actinopteri; Siluriformes; Pangasiidae. Bases 539 to 1333 code for a protein of 264 amino acids. Gene Ontology annotation, cellular component: U12-type spliceosomal complex; precatalytic spliceosome. Gene Ontology annotation, molecular function: snRNA binding; mRNA binding. Gene Ontology annotation, biological process: mRNA splicing, via spliceosome.
CUUUAUUUCUGUAUGACUUACAUUAGCUGUUCACUUUUUUAAAGCCUUUGUUGGUCGUCCAAAUCUCUCUCUCUGUCUCCCACCCACUCACAGCUGUCGUCUAAAUCAGCGUUACAUGCUACACAGAUGUACAUGUUUUGGCCACUAGAGGCCACUAGUGAGCAAUUGAAUCCUCGAAAAAUUAACUAUUUUCAUCACCGGACCAUGUAAACGCUUCAUAAAGCUUCGUUUCGCCAUUACUAUAUCUAUGUAUGCGGUUUAUGUUUCAUGUGCCUUUUUUAACUGACCUGUUUUUAAAUUGAAAUCUCAGUUCAAACACGAUGUUAGUCCACAAACUACAGCGCGCUGACUUCCGGACCAAUUACACGACAGGAGUUUCUACACGGACCUACUAACCUGCUGCACAUGGCGGAAGACCCGCUAUUGUCUCUGUUUGUUUAAUUGUAUUUUUGUUGUGUUUCUACAGGAACCUUUUUUUGUAAAGUAAGUUACAUUUCCACAGUCAAGUACACUUACUGCUAAGGACCUUUACAAGAAAAUGAAUGAGUGGAGUGCUCUGGCGAAAGUCUACGACCCCCUCAAGGCUGGCAGCAUCGACAGCACGGAUGUCGAGCCCCAUGACCGGGCCAUAUGGCGGGCGAUGAAUGCCCAUUACCGGCCCAAUAAAGCUGUAACGGGUGACCCACAACUCACACUGUUUGUCGCGCGGCUCAACAAAAAGACAUCCGAAGAAGACCUUCACAUCGCUUUCUCCAAAUUCGGUGACAUCCGCAGACUGCGGAUUGUCCGGGACGCUGUGACCGGCUUCUCCAAGGGCUACGCUUUUGUGGAGUACAAAGAGGAACGCUCUCUAAUGAGAGCGUGGAGAGACGGCAACAAGAUGGUGGUAGACCAGCAUGAGCUCUUUGUGGAUUUUGAGCAGGAGCGCACGCUGCAGGGCUGGAUACCGCGGCGGCUCGGUGGUGGCCUGGGAGGAAAGAAAGAGUCGGGCCAGCUGAGGUUCGGCGGCAGGGACAGACCGUUCAGGAGACCCAUAAACCUGCCUGGUGCAAUGCCCAGACCAGGUGACCGGUGGAGAGACGGAGAUGGCGGGAGAGAGGAGAGACAGAGAGAUGAGAGGAGAGACACGUCUCCGGGCUGGGAGAGAGAGCACGGGCGACAACGGAAUCGGAGGGACGAAUGGGAACGAGGGAACGAGCGAGGUGGUAGGGAUUACCAUAAAGACAGGAGGGACUCCAGACGAUACAGGGACAGGAGUAGCGAGAGAGAAUCCAACCGAGGAAAAGAUGAAAGGAGAUAUCGGGACUCGUACAGAAAUUCGGAUAAAAGAUGACUCAAGUUUAACUCUGUUAAACUUUCUGGUUUUGACGAGCGUUGCUUUAUCCCUGAACACACCAAUGCCUCUGUUGAAACUGUGAUUGCCUAAUGAGGCAGGAAAAGAUCUGGAUGUGGCAGAGCUUAGUUCAGCAAAGCAAACAAAGCCUAAGUGUGGAAUAACACAUGACUGUACUUGUGGUUGGUUUGCAAUACAUGGUGAAAUAAAUUAAAUUGCCAAGAUUUCCAA